UUUGACGUAACUCCACUGACCUUGUGAAGCAAGAAAUAACUUCCGGCGAUUUUAAACCAAAAUCAAUUUUCAAUCAAAACAACUCAGUUAUGAUUCAGCUAUGCAAAAAAAUAAACAAUAUUUCAGAAUAGAUAUAUUAUAGUCAGUUGACAAGAUAAGUUUUGACGUGCAGGUGGUGCAAGUACAGUGUAAUGUGCACUCUUUUGUAAGUGUUUUGUUCUUCGUGCCCUCGCUGUGUCACAUUUUCUGCACUUAAAGUAAAUGGAUAUACAUACUACGUGUCGAGAAGAAAAAGAGAAAAGAAAGAAUACCAAAAACGAGUAAAAAAGACAUGUAAAAACGAACUACUUUCUUGCACUCAAAGCAAUAUGUAAAAAGAGUAUUUAUGAAAUCUUCCUACUAAAACUUCAGUCUUCUCUGGUUUUCUUGAGUUUCUCGCCAAAAGUAAAAAUCAUCUAAUGUUCUAUUCGUGUUUAUUACUGUAAAAACAAUAUUGAACAUGGAAAAGUUUCAGAACCUCGACUGGUAUCCUCCAUUGGAAGAUUUGAUAGACAAUGUAUUCAUCAGGGAUGAGAGAAUGGAACGCGAGAGUGCAAUGUACAAAAUUUUGACUGGUAACUUUACGGAUCCACUUGAAGAUAUCGACAACGAGUAUGCUAAUGUUAAUUUAGAACUGGUUAAAAAAUAUCUCCGUGAGGAUGGCGAGGUUUUAACCGAUUCAGAAGAUGAUAAUCAGUUAGAAGUCAACCAGCAAGAAACCAAGAAUGAGGGUAACUCUCAUAUGCAAGAACAAGAGAGAUCUUAUGUACCUGGCAUAAGAAAAUUAUCAUUUGGUUUUCCUAGAAAGUCUUCUUUAGACAAAGCUCAGCAAGCUAUGUGCCUUCGUGUUUUAUUAAGAUUGUCUGACAAUGAAAAAAAGAGCAUGUCCGAUGAAGAGAGAAAAGAGUUUGAGCAAUACAUGGCAUUCCAAAAGAUAAUAUCUGAAGAACAGAAGGACUUUCUAGAUUUUGCAAAGAGUCAAUGGGAUGAUACUUUCAACUGGAAAAUCAAAUGUAAUAAAUUUGUGAUAACAAAAUGGAACACAAAAAUGCAAAGAUUUAAAAAAUUACCGAGAUAUUAUGUUGAAUCUAUAAGCGUACCACUUUCUGUACAAAGAACUAAUUUAAAAAAUCAAGAUAUUAAAGUAAAGAUUUCGUCUUGUUUGCAACAGGGAUCCUUUCCAAAGGUGGUAUUGCCGAAACUUGAUCAGCAACAUCUAUUGUUCAUGAAUAGUGCAUCAUUGCUAACAAAAUAUCCUCCGUGCAUUGAACCUGACAAAGUGACGCAACAUUUCAAAUUACCCGUGAGCGAGGAUACAUAUUGCGAGAAUCUUGCAAUGGAAACUGGAGCAGAUAUUGUUAUUUCAUCCAGUGGUCUCAAGUGUCUACUGAGCAACAUAGAUCCGGAUCAUUCUGACUCAUGGCUUGUACCAGUAGUUGUGAAAUCGCAUUGUGGAAAGAAUAUUAUUUACAUUGAUAAAAGAUUGCCACCUACCAUUGCCACCAUACCACAAAAGAAUUCUUGGAUAUAUAAAUAUAUCCUUAGAUACUAUUUUGUUAAAAGUAAAUCAUCAAAAAAAACAAAACAUACUAUAGAAGAUAAACUCGAGAAGGCUGCAAAUCAUUCAGACUCGGAUAGUAAUGAUAAUUUAUCUAAUUAUCUUAAAAUCUUUGAUAAAGAUUUGUGUUUAUCAGAUACAGAUGAUCUAGCAAGUGACAAAACUGAUUCUAAAAUAAAUAAAAAAAAUGUUUCAUAUAAUCUUUUCGAAAUAGGACAAAUGGAUCUUCCAGAACAUGAACGAAUAAAACAUGGAGUAAAGGUCUAUCAAAUGUUGGUUCGUACAAAAACGGAUGGCGUUGAGAUAUUAUCAAACAAUAAACGUCAGUCUUUAAUAUUAUCACCAAAGAUGGAGCAUCAGCUAGAAUUAGGAGCUGAAGCUGUAACAUUAGAGGAAGGCUUGCAUCAGUGGGCAUCAUUAAAAUUUAGACCAAACACAUUAUUAGCUAGAGUCAGGAUAGAAACUAGUACUUCAGAAAUAAUACAAAUAGAAAAACAUACAACAGUAUCAUUGAGCAAUGAGAUAAAACGACUUUAUAAUGUUAAGGUAGAAGAUUCUCUAAAUAUUUUGUAUAAUAUAAUCGAAGGAUUGUCAUCCUUAACUCCUGGCCGAUAUAUUAUGAGGCAUGUCCCACAAAAUGGACCGUUUGCUUAUAUUUAUGAAAAUACAAUCGAACAUAGGAAAAAUGCCUUUGAUUUACAUUGGGCUUGCCAGAACGAGUUUCAAACAAUAUCUAAAACACCAUGGCCACCUAUAGACAAUAUGAUGUCAACACCAUCACUUAGAUGUUUUCAAAGAAUGCCUGCGAUGUUUUUUCCAAUUUUGUAUCAAAAACAAUUCAAACUUAAGGCCGGCUCAAGCCGGCCUAGAGGACGUCCAAGAAAAAACGCUAGUGGUAUUAACGAUCAAGUUCCUGUAUCUCCCCGGAGAAGUGAUCGGCUAAGAAAAACGAAUACAACGUAAAGGACAAAACGCAGCAUAAUUUUCUAAAGAUUUCUAUUUUAAAAAAGAGAAUUGUUUUUAAAAUGGCUGUUUAUUUUAUAUACAAUGGAACCCUUAUAUUUUUUAUUCUCACUAACUAUUUCUCCUUUUAUACUCUCUCUCAUUUUAUUACAUUUAUAUUUAAACAUGUCUAAAUUGAAAAUAUAUGCAUAAUUAACUUAAAAUAAUGACAUUUUCUUUCUACAUAUGUGGUUAAGUGUAAAAUAAUGGGAAAACAAUGUAGAAGGAAAAUGAUCAUAAAAGUAAAGCAAAAAAAAUAUAUUUAAUUGUGUGCAAUUGAUAUACAUACAAAGUAUAGCUUUAAUUUGAUGUAUAUACGAAAUACUAUUGAAUACAAUGUUAUGGACAUGUUAAAUCUAAAUGUUCAUGUAUUCGUGAAUUUUCUUCUGUGGUUAUAUUAUCUUUUUUUACUCAUUUUAACUGCAUAAGUAGAAUAAUCAUAUCUAUUUUUCAUUUGUCUUUUUAUCAUAUGCGUAGUUAUAUGGCAAAUGCGAAUAGCGAAAGAGAAAUGCAGAGAAAGUUUUCUUGAUAUUAAUCUGUUUAUAGAUAGACAUAUUUGUUUAUAUAUAGAUAUUUAACAUGUAUUUAUAAUUUAUUGUGUACAGAAUAAUU
Messenger RNA from Acromyrmex echinatior (Panamanian leafcutter ant), 3211 nucleotides. RefSeq lists its product as uncharacterized. Gene Ontology annotation, cellular component: transcription elongation factor complex. The record is from RefSeq and is a predicted model, not a curated record. Gene Ontology annotation, biological process: snRNA transcription by RNA polymerase II; snRNA transcription by RNA polymerase III; positive regulation of transcription by RNA polymerase III. NCBI's taxonomy places the organism in Eukaryota, Metazoa, Arthropoda, Insecta, Hymenoptera, Formicidae.